CUCUUGGUUACCUAUUACCCCCCUAGGUCGGUACCUGUAUUCUGCCGCCUGGAUGGGCAGUCCGCCGAACCAGGCCUCCAAGGUAGUGGGUGGCUGGUGCAUGUGAUGUAUCGCCGCCCCCAGGGCCAGUGUACCAAUGGCACUUUGACGUCGCAGAGACGAAUCGUUCGCCAUCGUCCUCCAACUUGAACGGCCCCUUUAUCCAUUUCUCAUCUCAAUUCCUACAAAACACCACGACCUGCCCUCCCCGCCCACGAUACAACAGAACUGCCAUCCGGACCUCAACAGCUCCAUUUUCUACGAACCACGACGACAACCUGCGAUCGAGGACGCCACUCACUACCCCUCGUGCCUUCCCCUAAAAAUCCGCCGUAAGUCGCAGCCGGAUCUCCCCCGCCCAGACCGCUUUGAUAGCGAACAAACGACCACAACGGCUAACGUUCAUACUUGGUCAAGACAAUGAAGUUGCACUACAUCGGUAUCCUUCGCAAUGACAGCAAGCCCGCCGUCGAGCUGUGCAGCGAGAUGGAGCUGUCGGCAUACUCGCGAUUCACUAGGGGAAGCUACGCCGAGUUCAUGACUCUGUUUUCUAAGAAGGUCGCAGAGUCGACGCGCCCUGGCCAGAGGCAAGAUAUCGAGGAGGGCGACAACACCUUUCACUGCGUAGGAAGAAGCGAGGGUAUCUGUGGCGUCAUCAUUUCCGACCACCAAUACCCGAGUCUAGUCGCUCACCAGCUGCUCUCCAAGGUUGUCGACGAGUUCCUCACCAAGCAUCCCCGCUCCACGUGGGCAACGGGCGAGCCUAAGCUCGCCCUGCCCGAGCUUAAGGAGUACCUCACCAAGUACCAAGACCCUCAACAAGCGGAUUCGAUCCUCAAGAUCCAGAAGGAGCUCGACGAGACCAAGAUCGUGCUGCACAAAACUAUCCAGAGCGUCUUGGAGCGCGGCGAGAAGAUUGACGACCUGGUGGCCAAGAGUGAUGGUCUGAGCUCCCAGAGCAAGAUGUUCUAUCAACAGGCAAAGAAGCAAAACUCAUGCUGCAUCGUCAUGUAAAUCUAGCCGACUCUCUCGAAUACCUUCAUGUCCUUACUUGGUCAUUUCGUGUAUGGCGUUGGACCCUUUGGACCCGUUUUAGUAUAAACGCUCGCUCUGGUCACGCUCGCUAGGCCUUUGUUUGUUUUUUGUUUUUUUUCGCAAGCAAGAACGAAAUUUGUUUUCUCUUUUUGCAGGAAGAUCUCUUUUCAUGGAGGAGGAGGGGUGUGCUUAUAUAUUCCACCCCGAACGUGCGGCCAUGUUUUCGGGUAGUGACGGAGACGAUGGUUCAGGAUUAAUCCAACUCUUCUGUAGUGAACCUCGCAGAGACUGUUCCAAUUUGAGACACGGCCUACCGGCAUAUUGAGCGUG
This is a messenger RNA of Colletotrichum navitas, 1404 nucleotides long. RefSeq names its product synaptobrevin. The transcript is spliced from 6 exons. NCBI's taxonomy places the organism in Eukaryota, Fungi, Ascomycota, Sordariomycetes, Glomerellales, Glomerellaceae. The record is from RefSeq and is a predicted model, not a curated record. Bases 460 to 1053 code for a protein of 197 amino acids. Gene Ontology annotation, molecular function: SNAP receptor activity. Gene Ontology annotation, cellular component: Golgi apparatus. Gene Ontology annotation, biological process: endoplasmic reticulum to Golgi vesicle-mediated transport.